Molecule: messenger RNA, 1198 nt
Organism: Acyrthosiphon pisum (pea aphid)
Lineage: Eukaryota; Metazoa; Arthropoda; Insecta; Hemiptera; Aphididae
Product: Helix loop helix protein 4C
Exons: 4
Coding region: 350-694 (114 amino acids)
Biological process (GO): regulation of transcription by RNA polymerase II
Molecular function (GO): DNA-binding transcription factor activity, RNA polymerase II-specific; RNA polymerase II cis-regulatory region sequence-specific DNA binding; protein dimerization activity
Source: RefSeq, a predicted model, not a curated record
AUCCAAACUCCGCCCAUGCGAUGGGGACUGUAAUGAUUUCCAAAGGGCGUAUCUGUUCUGAUUGGCCAGUCGUAGUUCCGCAUCUCCGGAUGCUGGACAAAGUGUGAUUUUCAUGUGCAUUCUUAUAUUCGCCUUUGACAGUUCAGUUUGACACAGCUGUUGGCGGUUCCGGAUUUUCUUCUAGUCUCACUGGAUACUGAAGUCAUCCCGACAAAGCAUUAUACAUAUUUUAUCAUCCAAUAAAAACAGUAGUUGUUGUUGUUUGGCACGUGUCCGGCCGGUGGUUGUCUUCCCGGGGGAGUUGGCGGAACGCCGGAAACGUGUCGACGUGUCGUCGCCAAUAUCCGAAAUGGAUUUUUUACCUUGCGGUAUGUACUCAAUGGCGGAUUCGACGCUCCCAGACUCCGUGGACGGACACGGUUCACUUACGAAAAAAAGCCGCGAAAAAAGUACGGUGACGGGAAUGGCCACCUUGACUAGGGAAGAACGGCGGAGAAGACGGCGGGCCACCCAAAAAUACAGAAUGGCUCAUGCUACACGCGAGCGAGUUAGAGUCGAGGCGUUCAACGUGGCAUUCGGUGAAUUGCGGAAACUUUUGCCCACGAUACCGCCCGACAAGAAAUUGUCGAAAAUCGAAAUAUUGAGGCUCGCCAUAUGUUACAUAAUGUAUUUAAAUCAAUUUUUGGAAACGUAAAUUGUUGAUGAUCGGACGCUCUUUGAUCUAGAAUUAGAUUUACAUUAUAAUCUAUAUUAUAAUAUAGGCACUGUAAAUGGUAUUAGGUAUAAAGUAUAAAUCUCCCAGAAUUGAAUACAAAGUAUCAUAUUAAUAUUAUAAUUUAUACCUAGUUGAUAGAGUGAUUUGAUAUGGUUAUUUAAUUAUCAUCUUCCAACAGUUACAACACGAGUAGGUUCUAUAUUUGUAAUUAUCAAUAAUAUUAAUUAAAUUUAAUACAAUUAAAAAAAUAUAUGAUGUUAUUAUAUUAUGGUGUUUAAUUUUGACAAAAAAAAUAUUCUUUCAAAAUUUUCAUAUUUUACUCAUUUCAUCGAAGAUAUUAUUAUUAUUAUAUUGUAUAAUACAGUAAUACACUAAUAUGAUUGUGCUUAAACUUUAUCGUUGACUUUGGCUCUUUAUUCCACAAUGUCAUCAACACAUUUUUUUGGUGAUAAUAUUAUAUAAUUUGUUCAUUAUAAUUCUUUU